GAUGAAUUCGGUAGUUAAGUUGACUCGCGUAGCUACGUGACAUGAGUUUUGGGAUUUUGAGGAUCAAACGUUGGGGAAAGAAAGUGACAACUCAUUUGUCGUUCGUUAACUCUAUUUGUUUGUGUGUGUGAGGGCGUAUAAAACGUUUAAUAUUUUAAAUAAAUUUUAUCAGAUCCAGAUAAACUUUCCUGUGGAGUGGGGAAAUAGGUUAGUUGUUCUUAGAUUUUUGUCUCCUGGAACAUAAAUACUGUCACGAUGGCUGGUGUAAUGUUAUUUGAACGAGCACAAGCAGUUUCCAUGACGAAUCGUAGCGAAGGUAUUUCUCUUUUGAACGAAAUCAUCUCCGAUCCUAGUAUCGGUGCUGUUGACGAUGACGAAGAGAAUAUUCGUAUAAAAGAGCAAGGCAUUUUACACCUUGGUGAGCUUUACAAGAAGGAAGGAAAAGCAAAAGAACUGGCUGAACUAAUAAAAGCUACAAGACCAUUUCUGAGCUUAAUCAGCAAGGCCAAAGCUGCUAAACUUGUUCGUUCUUUAGUAGAUUUCUUCUUGGAUCUAGAAGCUGGCAUUGGAAUCGAGGUUCAAUUGUGUAAGGAAUGCAUAGAAUGGGCAAAAGAAGAACGUCGAACAUUUUUAAGACAAUCGUUGGAAACACGUUUGAUAGCGUUAUACUUUGAUACCGGUAUGUACAGCGAGGCGUUGCAAUUGGGAUCGGCUUUAUUGAAGGAACUUAAGAAAUUGGAUGAUAAACAACUAUUAGUCGAAGUUCAAUUGCUAGAGAGUAAAACGUAUCAUGCCCUAAGUAAUUUAGCAAAAGCAAGAGCAGCUCUUACCAGUGCCAGGACAACGGCUAAUGCAAUUUACUGUCCACCAAAAAUGCAAGCUGCGCUAGAUUUACAGUCAGGAAUUCUACAUGCUGCGGACGAACGAGAUUUUAAAACAGCAUACUCUUAUUUCUAUGAGGCAUUCGAAGGCUACGACAGCGUCGAGAGUCCCAAAGCGUUAACAGCACUGAAAUAUAUGUUACUGUCAAAGAUUAUGCUGCGCACACCCGAAGACGUUCAGUCGAUUAUGUCUGGGAAGUUGGCGGUUAAGUAUGCCGGCCGGGAUUUGGACGCGAUGCGAGCAGUCGCCGAAGCAAGUUAUCGACGAUCUUUAGCGGACUUUCAAACUGCUGUAAAGAAGUACCGCGACGAAUUGGAAGACGAUGUGAUUGUACGUGCUCAUCUCGGCUCCCUGUACGAUGCUAUGCUUGAGCAAAAUUUGUGUCGCUUGGUUGAACCUUAUUCUCGCGUACAGGUCAGUCACAUCGCUACCUGCAUAUCAUUACCUCUUCCUCAAGUUGAAAAGAAACUCUCGCAAAUGAUAUUGGAUAAAAAAUUGAGAGGUGUUCUCGAUCAGGGCGAAGGUGUUUUAAUCGUUUUCGAAGAUACCCCACGAGACAAAACUUAUGAACUUGCAUUGGAUACGAUACAUAGUAUGGGGAAGGUCGUAGAUACGCUCUAUCAAAAAGCGAAAAAACUCACUUAGCCGUGUUUAAUACAAUAUAGAUAUAUACCUCUAACAUCAAAGAUUCAUAAUUAUUAAUACCAUCGAUUAUCGUUUUGUGUCUUUAAAAUACAAUUGAAUUCAUGAUCUUUUAAUA
Molecule: messenger RNA, 1642 nt
Organism: Megalopta genalis
Lineage: Eukaryota; Metazoa; Arthropoda; Insecta; Hymenoptera; Halictidae
Gene: Rpn6
Product: regulatory particle non-ATPase 6
Molecular function (GO): protein binding
Source: RefSeq, a predicted model, not a curated record